AUGCUAGCAAUUGUUCGACGAAAUGACAAGGGUGUGUACACCGUGAGCGGAAGUAUCCUCAACGCGCCGCUGAGUUACGCUAAGCAGGGACCCAGAGGCAGUAACUAUUUCCUAGGCCGUACGUUGCGUGAUAUUAAAGGCCUAACCUAUCAAUUCUACCCGGAUGACGAUGUAACGCCGAAGGAUGUUGGGCCGCUGAUCAAGCACUGGUUGCGAAAAAACUUCGGCCCCGAGGGCUACGAACCGGCCAUCUUUCCGGGCAGGCAGCCAUACCGCAAGAUGAAAGGGGCGACUGGGGAAGGGAAUCGAACGUUUCCUGAUACAAAUUUUCUCGAACUUGAGCCAAGAACG
Messenger RNA from Mesorhabditis spiculigera, 351 nucleotides. The record is from the annotation of a GenBank genome assembly. Lineage: Eukaryota; Metazoa; Nematoda; Chromadorea; Rhabditida; Rhabditidae.